Messenger RNA from Cynoglossus semilaevis (tongue sole), 1402 nucleotides. It is a transcript of the gene chmp3, whose product is annotated as charged multivesicular body protein 3. Gene Ontology annotation, biological process: vacuolar transport. The coding region runs from base 114 to 776 and encodes 220 amino acids. The transcript is spliced from 6 exons. NCBI's taxonomy places the organism in Eukaryota, Metazoa, Chordata, Actinopteri, Pleuronectiformes, Cynoglossidae. The record is from RefSeq and is a predicted model, not a curated record.
AAGUAGACUUGCUGGUCUUCUGCCGAAGAUAAAUCAGGAAGUGCUAAUAAAUAAACAGAGCUAACCACUUAGCUUCAGCUAGGUUACGUUCGUUUUUAAUCGGUAAAGACAGAAUGGGACUGUUCGGCAGAACCCCCGAGAAACCACCAAAAGACCUGGUUCAAGAGUGGUCUCACAAAAUCAGAAAGGAGAUGAGAGUGAUUGACAGACAGAUUAGAGCUAUUCAAAUGGAAGAGGAAAAAGUUAAACGGUCCAUCAAAGAUGCCGCAAAAAAAGGCCAAAAGGAUGUGUGUGUCAUCCUUGCCAAGGAGAUGAUUCAGUCAAAACGAGCUGUCACUAAACUCUAUGCUUCUAAAGCACACAUGAACUCUGUGCAACUCAGUAUGAAGAAUCAGCUAGCUUUACUGCGUGUAGCCGGGUCUCUUCAGCAGAGCACCGAGGUCAUGAAAGCCAUGCAGAACCUGGUGAAAGUCCCAGAGAUCCAGGCCACCAUGAGAGAGCUGUCAAAGGAGAUGAUGAAGGCUGGCAUUAUUGAGGAAAUGUUGGAAGACACAUUUGAGAGCAUGGAAGAUCAAGAUGACAUGGAGGAAGCAGCAGAGGCAGAAGUUGACAAGAUUCUCUAUGAGAUCACAGCAGGUGCCCUUGGCAACGCACCAAGCAAAGUCAACGAUGCCCUGCCUGAGGUUGAGCCUGCUGGAGCUGCAGCUGCAGCUUCAGAUGAAUCAGAAGAGGACAUUGAGGAGAUGCAGUCAAGAUUGGCAGCUCUGAGAAGCUAAAUGGGACUGUGGUUGUUGUUGUUCUAUGGAAGUCCGUUUAGUCUCUUCAUAAAGGAUGGAGAGAAUGAAUGUGGUGCGGGCUUUACUGUGCUUAGUAGACUCCAUGCUUCAUGUACCAUUAUUAUACAUAAUCAGUUGUGAUUGACUUUCAGAUGUGAAAGUUUUCAUUUGGAUGUUUUGAUCUGCUCUGUCAGAGAAAGGUUGUUUAUGCUUUUUUUUUUUUUUUUUUGUUAUGUGGGUGUGCUAAAGCUCUGCUGUCCUAAUUUGAAUAGAAGAGAAUUUGAGAAGGUGUAACUAAUGUAAGUAUGAAAAGCCUGCUGUGCCUACAGUGCUUCAUCAUAUUCUUCUGUGCUAUGGUCUGGACUACUCUGGUAUCUGUAAUCCAUGUAAAUAAUUGUUAAAGCCGUCCUGCACGCGAUUCACUACCCAGGGUAGAAACAACAGUUACGAAGUUAUCCAGCUGUGUUUCAAUCCGAAACACUAAAUAAGAGUGCGGGGGAGGGGAGUCUCUUUAAGUUCUUUUAUUGUCUGUGUUUAUUCUAGAAUGUGGUCAUACACAUGAAAUAUACAUGGCAAAAAUAAUGCACACAUUUGCUUUCACUCAUGUCUUCAAUCUAUGUUUUAUU